CCGCCGCACCGCAGUUGCACCGCGAACGUCCGCGAAAGCACACGCGAAAACUCACGUCCGACGUCGCGAUCGUGUAGAUCUGUCGAUACACGACUUCGUGCUCAUACUCGAAUUGCACUUAUUCGUUGAACGGUCUGAGGAAUUGUUUGCACAGAAUACACAUAGUGCACGGUAAAGAGUGUAAAGUCAGUGAUAAGAUGAUGUUGCGAUUCAAUAACGGAGCGGACGUAUGAGGUUGAAAGACUGUCAUAGACUAUUCUCAUAAAAUAUGCAUUAUGAAAGACACGGUCGAUAAUAUCAUGAAUGUUGCAAACGGAACAAAAGUGCUUUUGAUCGAUAUGUUCGUGAAUUAUUUCCAUGUGCCUUCGAAAAACUUUCCACGGUGGAAAAUUUCGGAAACGUCGAACGAGAGUGGAGAAAAUCGUCGCAGGAUGCAGAGCAGAUGAGUACCUUUUUGAUACAUCAAUACUUUAAUUAACGGUUUUAACAUUGGUGUAAUUCACGGUAAAAUCUUUCGAAAAUAUAACACGUAGGUAUGGGUUGCAAUUAUGCAUUUUAUAAUAUUUCUAAUGAAUUAAAUACUGUUAAUAUCAGAUUAAUUUAUCAAAAUUUAUCGUAAUUAAAAAGUUACUGCUGAUUUCUUGAUAUAUUUUUCAUGAAUAUUUUCUCGUUUUUAUUAUUUGAGUGAGUAAUUUCACUCAAUAAUACUCGGAGCAAAAAAUGCAAAAUGAGCAAUUCGUUAAAACAAGUACCACGCGUUACAUUUUCGAAAGUUCGCGUACAUGUAACGAAAGUUAUCGAUCAGGAAUGGACUUUUGUGUCCAUUCCAUAAUUUGGCACAGCACAACGUGGCUGUAGUAAUUACAAAGUAACUUUUUGACGAUCGACGGUUAAUGCGGGUAAUUGUUACUUUUUCAAGUUUGAUUAAUUAAUUAUUAGCGGAUUAUGAUAAAGAGUCCAUAUUAUAAUUUCUCUUUUGCCACUGCCUUGAUAUUUGCAUAUAAAUUUUGUAUUCUUUUCUCAAUGAUGAUUAUCUCGAAAGGAAAAUCGUAAUUUCGGCAUUCUGGCUGUUAUUACUUUCAUAUUUGCUUUAUUUGUCGCUAAUUAUACGUUGGCUCGAUAUGCAAGAUAGUGCGGGAUACGUAUAUUUUCACGAUUCAGCUGCGAUAUGAACGCACGAAUAUGCAUAUGCUGCCACGCCUGUUUUGCAACACGCUCGGUCGCGCAACAAAAGGCGAGAGUAAAUGGGAACUUUCGAGCGGCGGUAGACUGAUUUAUUGUCGAAUUGACUAUUCAUCUCCUUCGCCGGAACAUGCAAUUUAAGGAGUCACACGGUCAUUAGUCCGCACCGCGGAAACACCAGUCGCGUCUUAAGAAAAUGAGGAAAAGAGAAGAAAAGCUGGCUCCGUCGAUCGUCAGAGAGUUAGUGGCGAAUUCGCAAAUGGAGAUCGGAAAUGUUCGAUCCAGCGAGAUCCCCUUUUAUUCAGGCCGUAUUAGAAUCGUACUUGGAACGGAGCUGAAACCCCAGCACGAAAUUAACGCUGAGAAAGGCUGCUGGGGUGUCGACGGUUCUAUUUACACGACGGUGUCCCGUCUUGUGUACGGAAGAAGAUAAAGCUCUCUCUUUAAACAGUGAGAAACUUGAAGAAUUUCCUCUUACGACUUAUGACACUCGUAUUACCCGAAAGCUCUGUCAUAGAGUUAUUACUGUUUAAAGAAUUCAUGAUGGUUAAUGUGCGAGGAAGGAGGUAGUUUAAUAUUAAAUCAGCCGCUCUCCCUCCCUCUCCCGUUAUGAAUCCAAUUUGCCGUCAUAUAUACUCGAGUAUCUAAUUAACACUUAAUUUUGCAAUUGAUCAGAAUUGGUUCAUUGCUAGUAAAAGAGGGAGAGAGAGAAAGAGAGACAGAGAGACAGAGGGUUGACUUAAUGGGAAGCGCGGAGACUAGAACCAUUGAACGCGAAAAACGGACUGUGGGGAUGAGAGAACGGCCGUACAAAAGGGAUUUAAUUGGCACUAGGCCGUGGAUUCGGAUCAUCGUAUGCGCGUCGCGAAUGUCGCACGAAUGUCGGCGGUGCGAGUCAUCGAUUGACGACCGUAAAAGCGAGCGGCACUUGGCACGGGAAUCUCUCGAUGUUUAAUUCUCGUUAUCCAUCCUUUCAUCUGCUUCCCGUUUCAUCCCGCUGCUGUCUCUUUGCUUUUCAUUUCUGCGGCGGCGAUUGCAUUAACCGUCGUUCGGCGGUGAAUUUAAAGCUUGGGUCCGGCAAGGCGCACGAUCACGAUGAUACUGUCCGAUUGAGACAACGGGUCUCUCGAUCACGAAGGACGAAGGACGAAGAGCGACGGUGAAAAAGGAACGGAUGAGCAACCGGGAAUAAAUUUAAAAACGAUUAAAGUGAAAUGUUCUGAGUAAAGAGCUUGGCUCUCGUCAUUCGUACAACUCGCGAGUUAUAAUUCUCGUUUGGAAAAUUCCUCGGAAGAUUUCUCGGAAGAGACAGAACGUCGCUGAGGGUUCUCGAACCGGGCGAUGCCGUGAAUACGUAAAUCUGUCAGUGGGUCUGUCUCAUGAUUGCGUGUAAUAUUGUCCGUGCGCGCGCAUACACACACACACACAGAUACGUACGGACACGUAUCUGGGGACGGAGGUCAGGUCGUUGCAGCGAAUUUCGUCUCCCCGUUGAGGCACGCGAAUCAUCUUCGUCGGAGAGUCGAGAUGGCAGAGAAUACCCGCGGCACGACGACGCUCUUUGUCCGAAAGCUCUUGAUCGUCGACGCGCCUUUUCGUCGAGGAGUCGACGUGCUCUGAUAAUAAAUAAUGUUUUAUCUGUCGUGCCCGGCGGAUAUAGCAUGUCGACGGAUGGAAGAGGAGAAAGAGAAAGAGAGAGGGAAUUGUAAUGCUACGAGGCGUCAAUCUGCUUUUUCGUUCGCGCAGGGUGCGACAAAUCACGUCGAGGCCGCACCGUCUGGCCGCUAACACGAGUACGGAGGAAGCUUCGACGAGACGUCGAUGGACAGCUGCAUAUUGCCUACCGUCGACGAGGACCGUCGCGUCGGUGACUUGGUGUCUGGCGAAUCGGUAAAGGACAGUAACGAGGUGGAAGUGACGUCACUGGAGGAAGCCAAGUUGGUCAUAGCGGCAUUCAGGGCGAGGCAGCGGGCGCAAGCUCACCAAAUGCUCGCCUGGCGAAGGACCCUAAAAUUGCAGGAGGACCUGGUGGCCCGAUUGACGCGGGAGAAGGCCGAGCAACUGCGGACGUUGUCGUCACAGCUUCUGCUGUUCGAGUCGAGACUCUGCAGGAAGCAGAAAGACAUCGAGGCGAGUUUGAGCCAACGAGAAUCCAUUAUUCUACGACAGCAGAGGGUGAUCCGGCAAUUGCAGAAUAGAUUGGCGGAGAGGAGCACGGGCACCAGAGACUCGCCACCUUGCGACGCCUUGGACAGAUUGGACAGUCUGGGAGAUAGCGACAGCGCCGUGGUGCUUGAGGAGACCGCCGACGAUCCUGCCCCGCCAAGGUUUCGUUCUAAUAUUACUGACGUAACUGUGAUCCGUUCCGUGUCCGAUGCGGUUGAACCAUCAAACAAGUACUCGUCGAUGCGACGGUGUAACGGUUUCCUCCGGAGACCUGAAAUCCUGGAAACCGUGUAUUCCGUGGAGGAAGAUGGCGACAGCGAAAACAAUCAGGAUCCAUCCGAAUCAACGGAAAACUCGGAGUAUGAGGACAGGAGAGCGAAAAGCUUAGGCAACGGAAAAGGGAGGCUUCAGGAUCUCUAUGGUAGUUUCGAGAGGCUGGCUCAAGAAACGGAUUCUCCGCCCGAAAGACCCAGAGAUGAGAGCCAACAGGCACAGGUGACGUACAACAGGGUAAUGAGCAAUCACAGAUCCGUGACGAAGCCAAAAGACGUAAAGUACAAGAGGAUAAAUAAGGCAAAGUCGAAAAGUCUCGAGGAACUCAGAGGACGUCUUAGAAAUUGGGUCGAGAAAGGAAAUAAAAUAACUAUAUCGUUUGAUCAGUCGUAUGCCUGAGCUUACUGUUUCCUGAAAGUGUAUUAUCAUUUUACGAAUGAGUGUAAUUUGACUAUUGUCAAAUAUGUACCGCUUGUAACUUUAAUUCUUUUCGUAUAAUGCGAUUAAUGAGCCGACUUUUGUUCUUAGUAAAGUCGCUACGAUGUAUUUAAUUGAAAUAUCAUUGCUCCAUGUGUGAUAUUUACUGUAGUAUUAUAUCUUCACGUUAAUUAUGCACCUAGGUCAGAGAUGAACGAUUCGAGUCUUGUGAUAUGAUUUUAUUAUAUUGUAAAGGCGUAGUUAGGAAGAAUUCAUUAUCUGGAAGAUAAGACUCCUUAAGUGCCAUGGCAUUUGUAACAUUUGUAACAUCACGUGUGACGUACAUACACGGUGUCAGGAAUGCCUAACCACGCGAAGUUGUAUCAUUUUAUAAUAAUUCGUUACAAUCAGACAUUUGUUAAAAGAAUUUUAAUAGAACUCAUCUCUGUUGAGUCCAUGGAAAAGUGAUUAUAACACACAAGCUCAAAGUAACAGUAGAUAUAUUAAUGUGGCAGAAUGUAAAAAAAUCAAAUAAUCUAAGUAAUAGUAAUGUGAUUUUAGGAAAUUGUUUAUGAUCAUGGUACGAAUUAACAUAACUCGAAACGUAAUAUGCGUUCGUAAGUUCGCUAACAUGUAAAUUUUCAAUUUCAAGAAAAUAUUUUCAAUAUUUCUCUCUUUCAUUUAUGUAAAUUGCGUUGUCACAAAAUUAUAAGAAAAUAUUUUAUACGGUCUAAAUUUUGAUGAUUUACAAUACUAUUUAAAUCUGUAUCUUUGAGCAACGUGGAAGUUCAUUAUGAAAAUUACAUACAUUUCUUUAUACUUGAUUACAUCAGAACAGUACAGUUUUUAUUAUUAAAUGUUACUUGUUAAUCCUUAAUUAUUACGCCGCGACAUUUCAUAAUAGAAAAUUUCAAAUUUAAUAUACACACAUGUCUUUUAUCAAAAAAUAUAUUUUUUUAAUUAUAAUGACAAUGUAAGUAAUUAAAUGUAAUUGUAGCUAUUAUAUAUAUCGAAGAAGAAUCAUGACUCGUUUUGCUUAAUGAUAAAUAUUAAGUAAACGCCUAUAUUAAGUGAAUUGAAUCCACUUUUUAAAGAAUUACGUGCAAUGCGAAAACACAUCUUAACCAAAUUGAAUUAAAUGCUCUUAAUCCGCUUAUAUAUAUGUAUAAGCAGAUGCUAUUUUUCUGCCUAUCUUUCUACAAACAGCUGUUGAGGGCAUUGUAUUUUUAACGUAAAAAUUUCUAUUUUGAUCUGUACUUGAUAUUUUAAGAAGACAUAGAUUAUGUGACGCAAAGAACUGCAUAUUUUUACUAAAACUUUACAUGCAUGUACAUAUGAUAUAAAAAUUUUUAUCUGAUGCUUUUGAUGCAAAAAGCAUAUAUUUGUAGUUGAAAUGCCGUUGCUUGACUAUCAAAAAACCCUCACAUAUGAUUACAUUGUUUCAUUUCCGAAGCUCUUCAAGUCACGCCAAAAGAAAAAAAGAUAUAACAAUUUAAAAGCACAAAAGUAUCCUGUAUUCUAAGCAGGAUUUUAUAAAAUUGAGGUGUAGUGUAUUAUAUAAAAAAUGUGAGAACUAUAUAUAAUAUAUAUAAUUUUAUAUUGAACGUAAAUGCUCUGAUGUACCGCGAUUGUCGUGCGGAAGCAUUUCGUAAGAAACAUAAGCCUUUUUAAUCGCACUAUUUAUAAUAACGUAUGCACGCGCGAUUUACGGUUCUUUUCAUAAAGCAAGAAAGUAUGCUCGAAAAUAAUAGCUUUGAUGCAAGUUGUUUGCAAUGCAAGUGCAUUUCUCUCCAUUUUGGAUGCAUUUAUUUGUCUAACUUAUUCAAUCAAUCGUGCUUUCGAGCAGAUGGUUAUAAGAAAGCUACUGACAAUCCAUAUUUUUGCAAGAUAGAAAAAAAGCGAAAGAACGAGAGCUAGUAUCUCUGACAGUACCUUUGUAAAUAAUUCGAAAUAUGGACGUUCAUGUAAGGAUAUAGAUUCCAUAACGCUAUUGUGUAGAUAGACCUACUAUUGAAAUAAUAAAUUGUAAUGUUAAAUUAAGUUUUAUGUUCCUGUGGACUGAUUAACACACAGUCAUCGAGAGAUCUCGUGCAUAAUAUAUUUGCACGCGUUUACAAAAAUGUGCACAUGCGUAUAAAAAUUAUAUGAAGAUAUAUAUGUGUAUAAAAAAAUAUAUAUAUAUAAAAUAUAUAUCGAGAGAAAUAAUGUAAUAUGUAAUAUCAGGUCUACUUAGUAAUGCGGAAGAAUUAAAAAUCUUCAAAGCGCAUAAAUGAACCGUGUGAAAUUAAAACAUCACAUCGGCUUAAUAUCAUGUGAGUAUACACGUGCAGAAGAACGAAAGCGUUGCAGAAGCGUUGAAAAGAAUCGAUAAUUGAUUUUAAUUUGUGUAAAUCGUUGUAACGUGUAUACCGUCGCUUUACUAGAAAAUGAGUAGACUGCUACCACUAUUCCGUCAUGCAAUAUUAUUUUAAUUAUUAUCGAAUUCCAAAUAAAUUAUGUCGAACGAA
Messenger RNA from Ooceraea biroi (clonal raider ant), 6545 nucleotides. RefSeq lists its product as uncharacterized. Lineage: Eukaryota; Metazoa; Arthropoda; Insecta; Hymenoptera; Formicidae. The record is from RefSeq and is a predicted model, not a curated record.